Messenger RNA from Podarcis lilfordi (Lilford's wall lizard), 14839 nucleotides. The record is from the annotation of a GenBank genome assembly. NCBI's taxonomy places the organism in Eukaryota, Metazoa, Chordata, Lepidosauria, Squamata, Lacertidae.
GAGAACAAAUAAGGCCGUGACGCAGCGGCGCCGCUGCCGCCGAGCAGGAAAGGCCUUCGCCGGGUGCAGCGAGCGGAGCAGGUGAGCAGCAACCGGGGGGUGGACGACGACCCGGGACGGCUCUGCAGGGCGAUCCCCAUCGGGAAGGGUCCCACCUGCUGCCCGGCCGGCGCCAGGUGCGCCUGCAUCCGCCAGCCUGGCAGGUGAGGAGGAGCAGAGGCAGCAGGAGGCCCGGGACUGGGCGGAGGCUCCCGUAGGGCAGCGCCAUCGGCCCGCGUCCGCCUCCGGGAGCCUAACCUCCAGCACCUGCCUCAGGGUGUCUAACCGCGAGCAGCUGUCCCGGGUGCCUUUUUUGGGAUCGGCUGAGCAUCCGCACAGGUGCUUCCACUAACCCAGGCGCUGCUCUGCCUUCGGGAGAGCGGGGAGCUGUCCAGGGUGGGGCAAGUGCUGAGCCGAGGCGGCCUCCUCCUGUCUUUAAUAUUUGGGGGACGGGGACAGGUAUUUUGUCCCAAGGGCAAAAAAAUGGAAAGGGGAAAUCUUGUGGUUCAAAUUGGAUGGGGGGUUUGUCUUCAAUGGGGAAAAUAACACUCGGCCAGAGCCCCAGAUUUGCAUGCAGAUGGAUGCAGGUUCAAUUCCCAGGUAAAGAUGGUGGAGAAUCUACCUGAAACUUUGGAGGACUGCUGCCAACCAGUGUAUGGAAUGCUGAGCUGGAUGGACCAACGGUCUGACUCGGUCUAAGGCUUCCUGUGUGACUUCACUUGUGUUUAAUUUCAACAUCAGUCUUCUUAGCCUCUUGCUUUCCUUCCUCCUCCCAUACUCACAGUUGGUUACCCAAAACGCCCAUCUCUGCCACUGACUUCCACCGCCAGCGGAGACGUUUCUGUCCACCGCCCUGAAAUUGUGAUCCAAAACAAGCCCCCGUUUUCUGGGAGGUGUGGCAAAAGCGGUGCAUCGGAGCAUGUGCAGAGUUCCGCUCCUGUCCUGUCAGCUUGAAGAGCUGACACCCCUUUGCGCACCGGGGGUCAAAGGCAGCAGUUUCUGGGGAAGGAAGGCAUAAACCUGAGGCAGCUCUGAGCUCCAGCACCUCUCCCCGCCCCUGUUUAAAAAGGGAGCACUGCUCACCAGUUCAUUAAGGCAAAAGGGGGGCACUGACCCACAAACCUCAGCCUCACCUCCCUGCCUUCUUAGUGCCAUCCAGUCCAAGGAGUGGCAGCACCUCCUGUCAGCUCCUUCCUCCUUAGUCUUUCCUGUUGCCUUUGUAGAACCUAGCAGGGAGAAAGGGGGGAAGAAAACUAGCCUGAGUUGGCUCUGUCUGUCACUGGCUCUGGCGCCCCCUACUGUUGGGCUCCCUGCCUUCCGCCCUACCAAUCCCGGUGGGCACCAGUCGUCACUUGUCCAAUUUGGGGCAAGGGGGAAGGGGGGAGAGGGACCAUUUUAGAUCUAGGGUCAAACUAGAUGUGACAUAGAUUGUGCCCUGCAUGUCAGAGGGGUCCCUUGGGGAUAUGUAAAACACACACACACACAACCUUGACUCAGGGCUAGACUCUUUUGACAUCAAGGCCUUCGACAUAUUUUCCCAGAGGGUUUUUUGUUUUUGUUUUUGUGAACAUAUGCCUAAGUGUGGGGAUUUGAGGCAGGGGGCGACCUUUUCAGUGGGGAGGAGGGAAUUCACAGUUUGCAGAAUACAUGGAAUAUGGAAAAAAAGAGAUAUUCAAUAUUCAUCUGUAAAAAGAGUCAAUUUUAAGAGCAUUUUAACGUGUAUAAAUAUACACGUAGAUACACAUAAUUUAUAAUCCAAGAAAUAUGCUUGCUUCUCCUGAGAAAUAAACACAUGUAGUCUAAUAGGUGGGCAGGUGGCAACACUUCCUCAGUUGCGGGGGGUUGGACUUGAUGACAAUUGCGGGUCCCUUCCAACUCUAUUUCUGUGAUUCCCUAAAUGACGCCCCCAAGCACAUAAUUCCCUGCUUUAAAAAAAAAAAUUGUUUCAACAUUUUUAACAUAUGCAGUCAAAACACAAUUUUGUAUUUUCUCUUUUUCUUGUCGACCUCCCACCCUUUUUCCAUGGAGUUGUUUUUUCUCCCCUUCUUCUACACCCAGUCUUCUUCAUGCCUGCUUUGUUGACAUCCCUGCAGCCCCAACCACCCAAGCUGCUAUUAUUGUUGAGAUAGGAAUAGAUGCUAGGAGAGGAUAUAUUUAUAAGGUAUUAUCCUUCCUUCCUUCACAUGUGCAAUUUCAGCAGAGUGCCGCCCCUUUGUAGCUUGAACGGAAGCUUAGAUAGUCUACUUUUAGCUUUUCAGUUUAAGUAAUCCAGAGUGCUUUAAGGCAGAGUGGACUCUCCUGGUAUUUCCUCCUCCCCACAUCCCUCAAACAAUAAUCACACAAACAGUUUCGUAAAAUGUAAAAUAUAACAUUUACUUACUCAGAGAAGUAACAGAUUCAGGAGGCUUAAAAUGGUAAUUCAGUUACAAAGGCAUACCUAAGUUGAGCUCAAAAUGUGGUUUGAGCUUGGAGCUCAGACUAAGCAGAUGCUCUCACAUUGCUGACACAGUGGGAAAAAGUGGAAAGAGAUGGAAAAGAGGACAUACCCACGCAGGUAAAGGUAAAUGUACCCCUGACCAUUAGGUCCAGUCGUGGACGACUCUGGGGUUGCGACGCUCAUCUCGCUCUAUAGGCCAAGGGAGCUGGUGUUUGUCCGCAGACAGUUUCUGGGUCAUGUGGCCAGCAUGACUAAGCCACUUCUGCAAAACCAGAGCAGCGCACGGAAACGCCGUUUACCUUCCCGCCGGAGCGGUACCUAUUUAUCUACUUGCACUUUGACGUGCUUUCGAACUGCUAGGUUGGCAGGAGCAGGGACUGAGCAACAGGAGCUCACCCCAUCGCGGGGAUUCAAACCGCUGACCUUCUGAUCAGCAAGCACUAGGCUCUGUGGUUUAGACCACAGUGCCACCCGCAUUGAAUAUAUAGAAAUGCCCACCCCCUGUCAGGGCACUGUGGAAGUGUCUCUCGCAGAGUUCUUUCCAGCAAACUUACAGAAAAGCACUGUCAGCUUCAGCUCCUAUCAUGUGCCUAUCUAGCAAAACAUGAAUGGUUGGUUUGACUUCAUUUUAAACAUCACACAAUAAUUGCUGAGGAUUCUUCCCUUGGGAAAGAGUUUUCUUUCUUCAGGCAAACUGGUCCCCAGUUACCAAGGGGCAGUCUCCAAUCUUCUGGCCCCAAUCCCAGGUCAACAGCUUUCUUUGGAUGACGACCUUGCCUUUUGUGUCAGUCUUUCUAAAAAAAACAAAACGGUGUUAAGUGUGUAUGGUUGUGUCCGUGCUAUUCUGCAAGCUUCACAGGAAUAUAGGAAGCAGUCUUCUACUGAGUCAGAACCGUGGGCCCACCUAGCUUGGCAAUGCCUGCACGGACUGGCAGCAGCUUUAGGGAAGUUUCUCUCCCAGCCCUACCCGGAGAUGCCCUGGGCGACUGAACUUGCAUGCACAGCAGAUGCAUUAUAUUCAUUAUAGCCUUUUAAAUACAUUUGCUGCCCCUCAUCUAUGAAUGGAGAAUUCUUCCAUUUUGGACCGCAGUGCGUGGAGAGUUGUAACCUUCCUGUUUAUGCUCAGAUGCACAGAAGCGCAGGACAGAAAUUCAAUCCAAUGCUGUUCCCUUGAAAGGAAGAAAAAAAAAUCCAGGAACAAAAAUGGAGGCAGUAAAGGGUUAAUAUCCACCGCCCAUGCACUUUCUGCAAUUGACAUUUGAAGAAGUACAAAAAAUGAGUGUUCGUUAUUGUUUGGAGAAUUGCUCUGCUGUUUACACAGUGGCCUUGGCUUCUCAUGUACUUGCUUAUAUUGCUAUCCCUUUUUAUUGGGUUCUGUCUGUGAUCUGUCUUUUCGUUCUUUAUGCUGAGUCAGGCCAUUGGUCCAUCUAGCGCAGUGUUUCUUACUCUGACUGGCAGCUGCUCUCCGGGGUUUCAGUCAGGGAACGUUCCAAGUUUUACCUGCAGAUGCUGCCAUUAGGGAUUGCUGCCACCUGGGGCCUUCUGCUUGCAAGACAAAGGUUCUGUCACCAAGCUAUGGGCCUUCAACCUCGUCCUCUUGGAUUUAAGUGUCUUGAAGGGUGUGUGUGAGAGACAGAUGCAUCCUCAUAUCAAAACACCAAGCCGUGAGUGGAAAGGCUUCCAAGGCUGUGUGCAUUCCUAAAAACUGCUAAUAGUUCCUUUAAAAAAUAAAGUUGAACAGCCAGUGCAAGACAGGUUGUUACAGAGCAGGUAAAGAGAAAAGGGAAAAAAGUAUUCCACAGUACAGUGGUAAGGUAAAGGUAAAGGGACCCCUGACCAUUAGGUCCAGUCAUGACCGACUCUGGGGUUGCGGCGCUCAUCUCACUUUAUUGGCUGAGGGAGCCGGCGUAGUACAGCUUCCGGGUCAUGUGGCCAGCAUGACUAGGCCGCUUCUGGCGAACCAGAGCAGCGCACGGAAACGCCAUUUACCUUCCCACCGGAGCGGUACCUAUUUAUCUACUUGCACCUUGACGUGCUUUUGAACUGCUAGGUGGGCAGGAGCAGGGACCAAGCAACGGGAGCUCACCCCGUCGCGGGGAUUCGAACCGCCAACCUUCUGAUCAGCAAGUCCUAGGCUCUGUGGUUUAACCCACAGUGCCACCCGCACAGUACAGUGGUAUCUCAGGUUAUAUACGCUUCAGGUUACAUACGCAUCAGGUUACAGACUCCACUAACCCAGAAAUAAUACCUCGGGUUAAGAACUUUGCUUUAGGAUGAGAACAGAAAUCGUGCUCUGGCGGUGCAGCGGCAGCAGGAGGCCCCAUUAGCUAAAGUGGUGCUUCAGGUUAAGAACAGUUUCAGGUUAAGAACGGACCUCCGGAACGAAUUAAGUACUUAACCCGAGGCACCACUGUACAGAAUAUAGGGCAGCACACAAGAGUAUAAGUGUGCAGUGGCAGAGGGUCUCUUGUGCUUUUGUUCCUGCAUGCUGAAGGCAAGCUAUGAUAGUGAAAAUGAGUUUCUACACUGAAAUCCUAUGUGUGCUGGGCUCCCUCUCCAAUCUCCCCCUUCCCCCAGGGCCUCGCACAACCAGCUUGGAAGGAAAACUUUCCGCACAGGAACACUCUAGCCCAUCAAACAGGAUAUUUUAAAAAGCCAAACCUGUUCUGCAGGAACUUAGGCACAGUGCCCCUGGUUUGCUUCUAUUCAACUUCCAACCUCCAGCCCCAAUCUCUGCCCCAGCUGGCUUCUACAGCUGGUCAAAGCCCUGAUGAGCACCUCUGAUUUCACAACCCUUUCCUUCCUCACUUUUGCCCAGGAGUCGGAGACGCUUCUGCCUUCCCCUCCGUCCUUCGCGGCAAGAUGGUGACCCGCCUCCCUCGCUCGGCGGACCUGGCCCGCUUCUGCCAGAAGCUCAACCGGGUCAAGACCCUGGAGGACGACAUGAUGGAGACGUCCUUCAACCGCUGCCUCACCACCGUCGACUUGGCGCUCCUUGGCAUCGGUGCCAUGGUGGGCUCCGGCCUCUACGUCCUCACGGGCACAGUGGCCAAGGAGACGGCUGGGCCGGCCAUCGUCGUGUCCUUCAUCAUCGCUGGCAUUGCCUCGCUGCUGGCUGCCCUCUGCUAUGCUGAGUUUGGCGCUCACGUGCCCAAGACAGGCUCGGCCUACAUGUUCACCUAUGUCUCCGUAGGUGAGAUCUGGGCCUUCCUGAUUGGGUGGAACGUCAUCCUGGAGUACAUGAUAGGUGGAGCGGCUGUGGCAAGGGCCUGGAGUGGCUACCUGGAUGCUAUCUUUGACCACCGGAUCAAGAACUUCACAGAGACUCAUGUGGGCAGCUGGCACAUCCCCUUCUUGGCCCAUUAUCCAGACUUCUUGGCCUUUGGCAUCCUCCUUGUGGCCACGGCCUUCAUCUCCUUCGGCGCCCGCGUCUCCUCCUGGCUCAACCACGUCUUCUCUGCCAUCAGCAUGGGGGUCAUCCUUUUCAUCCUCAUCAUGGGCUUCGUCCUGGCCCGGCCUCAAAACUGGGGGGCUGCCGAAGGGGGGUUCGCUCCGUACGGCGUCUCGGGGAUCAUGGCCGGCUCGGCCACCUGCUUUUACGCCUUUGUGGGCUUUGAUGUCAUCGCCACCUGCAGCGAGGAGGCCCGCAACCCACAGAGGGCCAUCCCAAGAGCCAUUGCUAUCUCGCUGAGCCUCGCCACGGGAGCCUACAUCCUGGUUUCCAUGGUGCUGACGCUCAUGGUGCCCUGGCACUCUUUGAAUCCCGACUCGGCGCUGGCCGACGCCUUUUACCAGAGGGGCUAUUCCUGGGCUGGCUUCAUCGUGGCUGCCGGGUCCAUCUGCGGUGAGUCAGAGCUGCAUUUCCAGCAUGUGGGCUUUUUCUAAACCAGGGAUGAGGGAGCUUUCUUUCAGCCUGAGGGCGGCAUUCCCUCGUGUGUGACUUUCCGGGGGCCGCACACCACUGGUGGGCAGGGCCGGAGGCAAAAGUGGGUGGAGGAAUGGACAGAACUCUCCACGCUAGCAAAAAGGCUUUGAUGCCGUUUUGGAAGACAUUCCAGCCAGAUAAAAGCACUUAAGAAGUGCAGGGCUGGUGGGGGCUUUGGCCUGGGAGACGGCAGAAUCAUGCCACACAUACAGAAUCAUACCCCAUUAAAUGCACAUGGCUUCCCCCCAAAGCAUUCUGGGAGCUCUCAUUUGUUAAGGGGGCUGAGAAUUGUUAGGAGAACCCCUCUUCUUCUUUGGCGAUCACUCGUAGCCGAGUAAGAUUGUUUUCCAUGAACACAGUCUUAGCAGUGAGUCCAUAAGUGACUGUGGAGGCCAAUUCUGGAUUCACACUUCCUUCCACAGUGGGGAUAUAGAUUUCCGGGCGGGAGUUGAUCAUGGAGAGGGUUUGCCAAGCGUGCCUUCCUCUUAGCACAUUUCUCCCUUCGGUCCUGAGUUCAAGUGUCUUCAAACUCCAAGACACCUUUGGUAAAGACCGUUCUCCAAUUGGAGCGCUCGCAGGCAAGUGUUUCCCAAUUGUCGGUGUUUAUACUACCUUUUUAAAGAUUUGCCUUGAGAGAGUCUUUGAAUCUAUUUUGUUGACCACCAGCAUUACGCUUUCCAUUUUUUAAGUUCCAUUUUUAACAGCCACAACAACCGUGUGGGGUAAGUUAAGCUGUAAGAGGUCAAAACUAGUACUCUGAAUUGGGUCCGGAAAGUAAUUGGUAGCCAGUGUAGUCGGAGCAGAAUAGGUGUAAUAUGUUCAAACCAUCUUGCCCCAAUGAGCAACCUGGCACUGAAUUCUGCACCAGCUGAAGUUUCCGAACCAUCUUCAGAGGCAGCCCUACAUAUAACGCAUUGCAGUAAUCUAACCUUGAGGUUACCAGAGUAUAGACAACAGUAGUUAGGCUAUCCAUGUCCAGAUAGGGGUGUAGCUGGGCUACCAGCCAAAGCUGAUGGAAGGCCACUGGGCCACUAAGGCCACCUGAGCCUCGAGCGACAGCAGAUAAUAAUAACAGUUGUUGUUGUUGUCUUGGCUCACUGGGUGACAUAACGUGAUGGCUGCUGUGACCUAUGGAUGCCUUUUGCCUUUAUGGGUCUAAGGUGCUAGCCGGCUACAUUAAGGGAUGGGGUGGGUCCUCUGUUUUGGCUUCCCUACUCCAUCCCUCUAGGGCCAGGGCCUUGCAGAGCCAGGCAGCGGCCCGGGCCAGGUAGAUAAUGUUUUAUCCCUUUGUUUUACCCUGGGGAUAACUGAAGUCUUAUAAAUAAGUAAGUAUAUAAAUAAUUUUCACAAAAGUUAUGCUGACAAAUAAUUUUAUUUCAAGGCUUGAACCAUAUCUGCAUAUAAAGACAAAAUGGAAAAUAUAGAUAUACAAUAGCGCUUUUUAAAAAUACAUAGGGGAAAGGAUUAUUUUAAGUGAAUAUGCUGACCGAGGCCCCCUUUGGAAUUGGAGGCCCGGGCCAAGUGGCCCAUAUGACCCCACCCCCCCACCCCCCGUCUGGGCCUGCCCAGGGCUGUCCUGCUCCUCCAGCAAGCUUUAACAGGGACUGCCUGCCUUGUGGGUGGCAUCUCUCUGGCUCACCUGCCCUUUCCCUUUCUUCUCACUCUCUCUAGCCAUGAACACCGUUCUCCUCAGCAACCUCUUCUCUCUCCCUCGCAUCGUUUACGCCAUGGCAGAGGACGGGCUCUUCUUCAAGGUCUUCUCGCGUGUCCACCCUCGGACGCAGGUCCCCGUGGUGGCCAUUGUGGUCUUUGGCGUCCUCAUGUCUCUCCUGGCCCUCAGCCUGGACCUGGAGGCUUUGGUCCAGUUCCUGUCCAUUGGCACCCUCUUGGCGUACACCUUUGUGGCUGCCAGCGUGAUCAUUCUGCGCUUCCAGCGGGUCAAGACGGAGGAAGCUUCCAGCGCAUCCGCCAGGAGUGAGGCUUCUGCCCCGGCGUCCACCGAGAGCAUUGGUGCCACAGAAUCCAAGGAAUACGAGUCUUUCUCAGAUAAGCUCCACCUGGUGGGCAAGGAGAAGUCAAAAAACAGGCGAGAAGGGGGGCAGAUGAAGGCCUUUUUUGAACCCUACCUGGGCUUCCUGGCUGACUUCGACCCUGGCGAAGUGGUCACGGUGGCCGUGAUCAUCCUCAUGGUGUCAGCAAUCUGCUUAUCCUCCAUCCUGGUGUUUGGGCAGAACCAGCUCCACCUCCCCACUUGGAGCUACGCCUUGCUGGUCCUCCUCUUCAGCCUGGCCUUCGUGUUCAGCGUGGUCCUCAUCAGCGUUCAUCAGCAACAGCAAAGCACCCAGACAUUCCAGGUAGAGAUGGGGGAGAGAUUUGACACCGUUUGCAUUUAUUAUUAUUAUUAUUAAUUGUAUACUGCCCUAUACCCGUAGAUCUCAGGGCUGUUCACAACACAAAGCUGCAAUAUGCGGAGCACAAAAUACAUAAUAAAAAUAAUCAAAACGAUUAACAGUGCUAAUGUAUACACACUAAUGAACAAUACCCUCCCCAACGAAAGCCCCUAGACAAUACUCCAGCCCACAUGUACAAAAAUCUAAAUUAACAUGUAACAUUCAACAAUGAUUUAAAACAACCCCACCCUCCAAAUAAAACAGUAUUGUCCAUAUUCCCAGAGCCGGCACACGGAGCCGGCCUUGCCCAGCGAGCAAAGAAGAGAGCUUAAAAACUCUUGGGAUGCCCAGUAUCUUCAAGCAGGUAUGGUGCAGAAAAAGAGCUUUUAAGCUGCUUGCCUUGCUUAGGUUUAACUUGCUCCGUUUUAAUUACCGUAUUUUUCGCUCUGUAGGACGCACCUUUUCCCCUCCAAAAAUUAAGGGGAAAUGGGUGUGCGUCCUAUGGAGCGAAUGCAGGCUCCUUGGCUUCAGCGAUAGCAACGUGAAGCCUCCGAAGCGCAGAGGGAGCGCUCCCUCCGCGCUCCGGAGGCUUCGUGCCGCUUUUGCUGAAGCCUGGAGAGCGAGAGGCGUGGGUGCACACCGACCCCUCUCACUCUCCAGGCUUCAGCAAAAGUGACACAAAGCCUCCGGAGCGCAGCGCGAGUUCCCGCUGCAUUCUGGAGGCUUCAGGUUCCUUUCACUGAAGCCAGGAGAGUCUUGCUGGAGGGGUUGCGCAGCUAAAGAGGAAGCUGACACAGUGAGCGGGAUCCAUCCCGCUCGCUGUCUUGGCUUGUGCCAUAGCCGUGCGCAACCCCUCCGGCAGGGAGAGGUUGCGCACAGCCUGUACGCUGCUCUUGGGGGCUGGGGGGGAAAUAAGAUUUUUUUCUUGAUUUCCCCCUCUAAAAACUAGGUGCGCCCUAUGGUCUGGUGCGCCCUAUGGAGCGAAAAAUACGGUAGCUGGCCUCCAGUUGCAUACGGUUGAAAUCGCACAAGUUAGAUGCACGGGAGAUACGAUUGUAUUGUACACCAACCGAAACACAGCUUGCUGUCAAAAUUCACACGUUUUUGAAUUUUGCAAUGCUAGUUCUCCAGACAGGAAUAAUAAUUAUAAUCAUCAUCAUCAUCAUCAUCAUCAUCAUUGAUAACAUCAAUAAUUAAAUUUAUACCCUGUCCUUUCUCUGAAAAGAGGCCCAGGGAAGUGAUCAGUUACACAGAUUAAAAACAAGUAUAAAAAUUCUAAAACAGUUAAAAUGUUCUAAAAACAAGGGCAAUUUAAAACAUCUAAUAGUAGUUAAAAACAUUCUUCCCUUCCAAAAAUCUUAGGAUUGCCAGGAACAGUAUUCUUCAGCCCCCAACAGCUGGAUAAACAGGGAUGUUUUCAAAUUCCUUUUCAUCCUACCUCUGGUACCAGCAAACCAUGAUACCACUGGCUACCGGUUAUCAAUGGACAUUCAGAGAACAAGAGGUGCAAAGAGUCUUAAGAGAAGGUUAACCCACCCAUGUAAGGGAUGGCAUUUUUCCCACCCCGUGUUUUUUCAAUCAGCCCUGCUGGAAAAGACCACUAAGUGCAUCUUCCCGUUUUCCUGCUCUCAAUUCCCUGGGUCUUCUUUUUCUUCAGCUCCCUCUGGUGCCACUGACUCCAGCGCUGAGCAUUUUCAUCAAUGUCUACCUCAUGCUGAAACUCAACUACAUGACCUGGAUCCGGUUCUCUGUGUGGCUGCUCGUGGGUGAGUUUGGGGAUCGGGUGCACACAGACACACCCAAGAGCGAGGAGAAAAAUCGGGAGAAGUAAUGUGGAAGGAAACUUGCCUAAAAAAUUAAUAUAAUUACAGUGGUACCUCGGGUUAAGUACUUAAUUCGUUCUGGAGGUCCGUAUUUAACCUGAAACAGUUCUUAACCUGAAGCACCACUUUAGCUAAUGGGGCCUCCUGCUGCUGCCGCACCGCCGGAGCACGAUUUCUGUUCUCAUCCUGAAGCAAAGUUCUUAACCUGAAGCACUAUUUCUGGGUUAGCAGAGUCUGUAACCUGAAGCGUAUGUAACCUGAAGCAUAUGUAACCCGAGGUACCACUGUACUGUAAUCAGGGGUGCCAACUGUUGGGAUACUGCCAGGGAAACGGGGGCAUCAGGCAGGCCCCCAGCUGGCUCCAGCCACCUGCCGGCAGCCGGACGAUCACCAGUCUCCCUUGGAAUGGCAUCAAUCAGGGACGCAAGCCUCGUGCACGCUCUAUCAGCAGAGUGUGUAAAUCUUCUCACAGCAGAAGAGGCGGACAGAGCCAUGUGUAAGCAGUAUAUUACAGCAUUUUAUUCAGCAGCAGGAACAAAGGAAAAAACAUGUCUGCUUCCCUUCGUCUCCAGCAAAACAGCAGCAAUACAAAAGGAAUAUACAAACGGAAGUUCCCAGCAAGCGCUGGAAGUAAACAGGCAUGUGACACACAAUAGUCAUACCUGUACCCUUAUAAGGUGGAACGGAACUAUAUCCUAACACCAACUUGAAUAAAAUAUUGGGGGGCAGGUAAGCCCUACACCACAUAAUUGAUCACAUGACAUGGCACGCACACACCAUUUGAAUGGAAUGCCCAUCAACUUUGGGAACCCCGACCCUUUCAUUGGAAAUUUGUGGGGCUGUCCCCCUCUACUUGGCACCCCUGUAAUUAAAGAGGAUAGCAGACAAAAAUCCAUUCCAUUAUAGGAAAUGACUUUGAGAACAUGUGUGCAUUAGGAGAAAUUCACACCAAAAUACUGAUGAAUGUUAAUGAGGACUUAAAAAAUAAAUAAAUUGCAGACCACUAUGGGAAGGUGGGGAACUACUGAACUUAAGGCUGGGAAAAGGAGAAACCGGAUUUGACAGAUUUGCCCACCCUUAAUGUCUAAAGCAGUCUUCCCCAACCUGGGGCCCUCCAGACAGUUUGGACUGCAAUUCUCAUCACCCUCAGUCAGCAGUUGUCUCAUGCUACGGCUAAUGGGAGUUGUAGUAAUUAACAAAAACAAUAAUCCACACACACAGUUUAAAAGGCCAUAGAUUGUUUAAUUAGCCAGAGGCCUAGGAGAAGAGGAAUGUUUUUGCAUGGCGCCUAAAAAUAUGUAAUGAAGGCGCCAGAUGAGCCUCCCUGGGGAGAACAUUCCACAAAUGGGGAGCCACCACAGAAAAGGUCUUGUGUUGCAACCUUCCGGACCUCUCGCAGAAGGAGCACAUGAAGAAGGGCCUCAGAUGUUGAUCACAGGGUCCUGGUUGGUUCAUCUGGAGAUAGGCAGUCCUUGACAUAUGUAUAAUGGCAGGUGGAGCUGGAUCUAAGCAUUGCAACUGGGGGUUAGCCAAAGCGGUGCCCUUCAGAUGUUAUUUGAAUCAGCAUUUAUUAAAUUUGUUAGACGCCUUUCUCCCUACAGAAAUACAAAGUGCAAAAAGUCAAAAACGAAACUGUAGAAUAACAAUUUCUCUGCAAAGUAUUGAAAAUUACACAACCUCACAAGGAAAUCAACACCAGCAAGAUAAUCAUUAACUGAGAAAAAAUAGGAAAUUAGUAACAUAUAAAGCAGCCCAUCAAGGGACGCGGGUGGCGCUGUGGGUUAAACCACAGAGCCUAGGACUUGCCGAUCAGAAGAUCGGUGGUUCAAAUCCCCAUGACGGGGUGAUCUCCUGUUGCUUGGUCCCUGCUCCAGCCAACCUAGCAGUUCAAAGUGCAAGUAGAUAAAUAGGUACCACUCUGGCGGGAAGGUAAACGGUGUUUCCGUGCGCUGCUCUGGUUCGCCAGAAGCGGCUUAGUCAUGCUGGCCACAUGACCAGGAAGCUGUACACCGGCUCCUUUGGCCAAUAAAGUGAGGUGAGCGCCACAACCCCAGAGUCGGCCACGACUGGACCUAAUAGUCAGGGGUCCCUCUACCUUAAAGCAGCCCAUCGUAUUUCACCAAAAGCCUGCAAGUAGAAAAAGCAGAGUCUGUCCUUUUCCCAUCUGCCAGGAAACAAGAGGGGCCAAUGAGAGUCUGUGCCAGCUGGCUUGGGCUGAUGGGGAGCUGUAAUCCAAACCACCCGGGGAGGGCACCAGGUUGGGGAAGGUUGGUCUUAGAUGCAUGCCACCAUUCUGGGCUCUGGUGCUGGGUUUGGGGGGUUAAGGCUGCUGAUCUGUCUCUCUGUGCGUUCAUCUCCAGGUUUGCUGGUUUAUUUUGGUUACGGCAUCUGGCACAGCAAAGAGAACCUACGCGAGCCCACGGCACACUCGGUCUGUGCCCGCUACGUGGUUUUCCCAAGCGGCAGCCUGGAAGAGACAGUCCAGGCUGUGCAGCCCAGCACUCAGCCCUCUCAGGGAUUGGAGGAAAUGGCAGGCGAGGAAGAAGCCAAGAGGUGAUGCGGAGAGGCCUAACUUGGAGGAGACCCUUCCCUUUGACCACCACCCCCAGCCCACCCACCACUCUCCAGUGUUUUGGCAGAAAGGAGCCCUCGUCUGACUCAGCCAGGAAGACUCUGGGAGUGCUACUGAGCAGAGAUCCACUGCUUCUGCUUUCCUGCUUGGUCUGUAUUUCUGCUCUGGAAAGCUGGACCCAUCUUGCCAUUGAAAACUGCCCAGUCUAUCCUGCCCUCCAGCUUGGAACCGAGAGCUGAUCUGCAGACAGUCCGUCUCAACCCGCAGCGGAUGGGGGGGCGGGCUAUCUUUGUACUAUUCCAUUAUCUACGUGUUUCCCCCCUUUUCUUUCCUCCAGGCUGCUGCCCUGGCUGCCUGCAACCUUCAUUCCAGGUGUCCAAUUUAGAUUGUUUUGGGGUGGCUCCUGUUUGAUGGGUUCGUACAAAAGGGCAAGAUGGGAGGGGCAUCUUGUGCCAGCUUCAGGGGUCGGUUCUCAUUCCCAGACCGUUAGACGAGACUGUGUUGGCUCUGCUUUGACGGAAAGCUGUCUCUUGCCUGCCACAAAAUACGCUAGAGUAAAUGGUAUCUCUGCGUGGAACGAGGCAGAAGGCAUUUUCGCACUGUGAGUGUGUCUGUCUCUCAAUGAUGCCUGGUGGAUUGUGUAUGCCAGAAAGCAUGGACCACAACUGUCAUCAUCCCCAGCCGGCACAGCCUGAUGGUGAUGAUGAUUGAUUGAUUGAUUGACAACCUGCCCUUCACCCUAAGGUCCAGGGUGGUUUACGGCAUUAAAACACAACAUUAAAAGCAAUUUCAAACAACUUGCAACCAUAACUAUGUUGGGUACUAAAAAUAUACACCUCACGUCAAAAGCCAGAGUAAAGAGGUGCAUCUUCAGGAUCCUCUAAAAGCUGCAUAAUGAAGGUGCCAGAUGCACUUCUGCGGGGAGGGACUUCUCCAGUUUAGGGGCCACCACAGAGAAGGCCCUCUCCCAGACCGCCCCCACCCCAAGCCCCUGAGGGCAGAGGAACUACCAAGAGGGACUGCCCUGCUGAUCUCAGAACCCGAUGGUCUCUAGGGAACACUGUGGUCUGUCAGUAUUUGAGGCCUGAGUCAUUUCGGGCUUUAAACACCAACAUCAGCACCUUGAAUUGGGUCCAGAAGCGAGCUGUCAACCAGUGCAUCUGUUUUAAAAUGCGGGAGAUCUAAAUGUAUUACCCUAGCCAGUAAUCAGACUGCUGUGUUUUAGACUAAGUGAAGUUUCUAAAUCGUCUUCAAGGGUAGCCCCACGUAGACUGCAUUGCAGUAAUCCAGUCUGGAAGUUAAAAGAGCUUGGGGGUAGGUGUUAAAGUCCAGGUUGGUGAAGAAGGGAAGGGAUUUAUCACCUUCUCCACCAAAUCAACUUACCAUUUCUCAGCCCCUUCUGCCUUUUAGUGUUCGAUAACCAGCUCCCCCCUCUCAGCAGCUCAAAGGUGGCAUGGAUUGAACAGGUGCCAGCCAGGCAAACGAUACCUUAAUUGGUGACAACUCAAGUAUGCCCCACAAUACUAGGAGCUCCCAGAAUUGAACUUGGACAUGUACUUAAAAAAAAAAUCACACUAGAAAAGUUAAGUGUGUGUGUGGCCAUUCCUCAUUCUGGAAAUAUUCCAGUGGAAAGGGGCUAUAUACAAAAAGGUG